AGGAGGGGAGGGGAUGAUCUCCCCGUAUAUCCACUCGAAGCCAAUCGUAGGAUACCGGUAGUGUGUUAUUGUACUCGAGUACUGAUGCUGGUACAGUACCAUGUCCUCGGAAGAGUUAAUGUACGAGUAAUGUGUCAUGCGCUCCGGAGCGCACAGCCCCAUCCCACCAAGUUUUGCACUUUUAUACACUUUUUUCUUUUUUUCUUUUCUUCCUUUUUUUCAUUUUUGCCUUUUCCCUCUUUACGAGUAGUAGUGCGUCCUCCGAUAUAUAGCUACCGUCCACCGCUCUCUGCAAAGGAGAGGUCUUGCGCAAGGCUCCAGUAGCGAGUGUGAGAGAAAACAUGACCAAGAAUUGGGACAGCGUUAAGCUUACGCUACAUGAGUUGUGAGUCCUACGACGGUGGAUGGAUUGAGGGACGUAUUGAGGGACGGAUGGAAUGCUGACAACAAGUGCGGAAAGGUACAUGGAGAAAAACCUCAAGCUCGACGAUAUGAUUCGGAUUAUGAGGGAGUCCUAUGAUUUUAGUGCGAGGUAUAUAAUCUCGUUUCUUUCCCCUCUUUUCCCACCCCCCCUUUUUCCCCUUCCCUACUGUACCAGCACAUUCCGCCGUCCCGCAUACUCUCGUCUCUCCUUCUUGGGCCUUGUGUUAUGCUGCGGUGGGUGGGCCCCCAUGCUGACCAUACACAUAUAGUCCCAGGGGAUACAAGAAGAAAUUCAAACAAUGGGGAUGGUUGAAAAAUGCCCCGGUAGGAUAUAGCCCCUCCCUCCACGGACGAUUUCACCCUCCCCUACGGGAGCGCAUUUCGUUGACGUUCGUAGAGAGAUCCAGCGCGAAGGUCUUCUUCUAGACGAGCUGCCGUGAGUCCGCCGGAUGACAAUUCGGGCCUGGAAAUACUCAGCGAUGUCGCGGCCGGAAGCCAGCACUCGCCAGAAGAAUUUGCGAAUGUUGUGGAUGGCGGGGGAGACUCUGAGGUGUGUUGUUUGUUUUGCCGCAAUAUAUCGCCCUAGAAGUUGGCUUUGGCUGGUUACUGACUUUCGGUCGACCGGAUUGAUUGAUUGGUUAGCCGGUGCAAGCGACCGAUGGAUCGAUUCCCGUAUACCACUACAAUAAGUACUUGCCGAUAAAAAUGGCUCCACAGGUUCCUGCUCAAAUAGGUACUACCGGUGGGAGGGAAUCUCCUGUAAAUACCCUUCCGCAAGCUUCGUCAACGUCCCCGAAGCGGAGGGUGAGGGAACAUGGAGGCAGGCCAGCUACCCAUCCUUACAGCCGGCCACGACAAAACUCGCAGUCGCAGUCGGGACAUCGGCGGGGACUAGGUAGUCUCGAGAGUAUAAACGUAGGUCUCACGGGCAUGGAGAUCGAUCCCACAACUACAGCGGUGACAACCCCUAUAGUAAUGCAUACGCCACCACUACAAUCUCCAUCAUACUCACACUAUAUGUCUUCCUCCUCCCCGAUCCCGCAGCAGACAGAGCAAACCAAGAUUUCGUCGAUCCAGCUAUCGGCUUUCAAAGCCCACGUGAUCGAUCCAUCGCUCGCCGAGUUUCCCACAUAUCGACUCAGCCCUCCGCGUCUGAAGACUGACUUUAUAGACGAGAUAUCGAAUAAAGUGCUGCAAACGGCGCAGAAGUACCAGCAAAAAAAUGACUUCCAUUCAGCCGCCGCGAUACUCCAAUUAGGCCUAAGCAAGAUAACACUUAUGACCGCUGACCCAAACGAGCUAUUUUCCCCGGAGCCGAGCCACGUAUCAUUGGCCCGUGUGAUGGGCGGGUUUGUGGAGAGCGUAUCGUGGGAGAACGUGUGUCUCUUCAGGGGCGGCUUCAUGCUCGCUUUACUUCUGAGCACGAAUUACGAGAAAAUCGGGGACAUGCAUGUGGCCAUAUACGUUCUCGAGCAGACCUUGAAAGCCGUGCUCAUGUCCCGAGUCGGAAUACUGGCCGCUGGUGAGGACGAGGAAGGAACGCUCGAAGGCAUGUUUGAAUUUGCGGACGAGGACUGCAGCAGGGUACUCCAGUCCAUAGUACGGAUUCGAGAGCUGAAAGAGGGGGGUGAUGUAUUGGAGCACAAAGCUAUCAUGGCCGGAACCUUCGGCAUACUGGAGCGUUUUCUGGCAGAUUGGGAAGGGGCGUUCGGGGUCCUUGGCGUGUUAAACCUGGGCGAGUUCCUCGACGGCCUACUAGGCCUUGCGAAGAGGCACAAGAUGGAGCCGGCGGCAGUUGGGCAGCUCAGGCAGAUCCUCUCCAGGGCAGAGAAGGUGCUCGUGUCGGGUGGCGGUCCAAUUGGUGUCGCUGGGGACAGCGAGAACUUCCGCUGGAUUUCGGCACGGUACUUCUCCAGGAUUUCGAGGAAGCUGUCGGCGCUGUAUGAGUUAUCCGGGCAGUCCCUCGCGGGGAUUCACCUGCUCAAGCGGGCAGCCCGGAUAGUCGGGAGUAACCAUGACGGGCGCCCGUCCAGGAAGGAAAAGCGGGAGAUGUUUGAGGCAACGAAAGCCCAGGCGCGGCUACAGGAGAAUAGUGGCCUCUGGGAGGCGGCAGAUAAAGCGUGGAAGCAGCUCCGGGGCGUGUUAGACGAACGGGAGGAUUUUGAAUUGACUCUGAAGGCGGACGUAGCUAUCGCCGAACUCUUCGCUAGGAACGGAAGACAGGCUGAGGUGUUGGUGUUCUUGGAACAUAGGAUUAACGAGUGCUUGAGGUAUAAGAUGCUUGAACAGCAGCCGCCCAGUACCCAAGCGGCGCUCGAUGACGCCGAGCCAAUAUUUUUGGCCGUCUUGGCUCUGGCAAAGUUAAGGCUUUCUGGGACGGGGGCCGUGGCUAAUACUCCGCCGGCUCUACAGGCGUAUUUCAAUUGGCUGCUCAGCAUUAGGGGGUUGGAUGGGAGCGAGAAAAUUGCCAUAGCACAUAAAACUCUAGAACUGCUCACAGAAUUACAGCCCAGCCAUCCGAACCUAGCCUGCGCAGGCUUAAUUAUGUACGACGGAUUUCUCCCGGGAUUCAUCGACCUCCGCAGCACUACCGCCCCAUCACUACCACAAAAUGCCUCCCACCAUGCCGCCAUCCUCCGCUUCUUGUCCCUAAUCUACAACACCGCUGGCAAGGACGACCAGCCGAGGCCCACAAUCUCCCACAUUGUAGCCGCAUUGUCAUUACUCUACGAAACGCACCUAUCCAGGGCCCAGACAAGCACCGAGAUACUCCUCUACGUCCACAACCUAACCUCUGUCAUCUGCAGCUCCUCUAAGGGCCGUGUAUGCGAGGAGUGCAAAGUGGAUGAAUUCACCACAGCAGUGGCACUAGCAGAGCACUACGAGAGCCAGGGCGCGGCUCGAGAUGGCGCACGUGUAAUAGCGCAAAUCAUCGACGAGGCAGAGCCCGAGUUCCUGAUCCCGGCAACGAAAGGAUGGGUAGGCUUCAGCUGGCUGAAGGUUCUCGUGCGCAUAGCAAAGUUUUACAUCCGCCAGGGGCAGUCCGUCGCCGCAGUGGAUAUCCUCGAACGGGUACACAGGGCCAGCGUUGAACUGGGCGAUUGGGACCGACGGGAUCCGACCAGGAAAGCGGAACAGUUUGGGGUUUUCGACGAGAGCCGGAGGUUAUUGAUGGAGUUUGAGCCCGCUUCUGUACUUUGUAAGUGUGUAUGAAUAUUAGGUUUACACGAUCGCCACCCGUUUUUCUUCUUUUCUUAUCUGUGAUGGCCUGGAUGGAGUUUGGAACCUUGUACGAUAGGAUAUUAUGAUAUAGGCGUGCCGUGCCGCGUUGGCGGAGAUAUGAUGUCGAUGAACCAGACCAAUUAAGCUUUUUGGGCUAGGACUCGAGUGACGAUGUAUGAGGGGCAGGGGUAAGGGCACGGAGCUGAGGCCUAGGGCGAUCGCUGCCGGAAUCAUGGUGGAGCCGCAUUCCGAAAAAAAUUACGAGUCGAAAAUUGGCCAUCGCAACCCAUCCCUUCCCUUUUGCCCAUGAUAUCUUGGCAUCCCCUUUUUCCUGUGCCGCUGUACGAGUACCGUACUGGAGGACCGGUAACAGGUACGGGUGCACGAAUGGCACGGAAGGAUUGUCGCACUUGAGCGAUCAUCUCCUGCUGCUGUUCUGCCCUUAACCGUGCCGUCGCAAUCCAUCUACCGAUACUGUGCUCGAGUGCCGGCACGUCGGCUAUGUCAUGCACCGUGCCCCACAGUACGGUAUAGUACGAGUACAGUAACCUCUCCGGACCUUCGUAUACUCUGUGGUACUGCACCCGCUAGCACCCCACUAGCUCUCCCUCACUCGCUCACUCAUUCACUCGUUCAUUCACUCCGGGGUUCUUUUCCCCUAAUUUUUGUGGCGCCCAACGUUCAUUCCUUUUUCCCCCCUUACCCACCCCCGGGAGGUCGUGUUGGUGGUAUUGUGCUUUCUCGCUUCCUCUCCUUUUUUCUUCGAAUGUCCUCCCUUUCGUCCGCACGCUCGUUUUACCGUCCCGGGUCAACUUCCAUCGCAAUGGUACCCGCCCGCGAUCGCGGUUUUCUGGCAAACCUCCGGCCCUAUUAUUAUCGGAGUGGGAAACGGAAGGAGUGGAAGAGCGCCCUGUUUUCUGUACGGAGGCUGGUGGAGGCUGCGUGGAUUGUUGUUCUUUGGUGGGGUGAGAGGAGUGUUUUCAAGAGUACGAUAGAGGCUUGCCAAUGGGAUGGGUGGGAGGAUUGGGUAUUCCCCCCUUGAGACCUUCCAGGGGAGAGAGUGUGUGGGAGCUUGUUGGCUGACAAUCGGUAGCCUGAGGGUGCUAUGCCCCAUCGGGUGGUCCUAAUAGCUGAUCCGCAGCUCGUCGAUCCGCACACUUACCCCCGCCGUGGACCACUCCUGUCUGCGACGAUAUUUUAUACGGAUCGGUACAUGUCACGGUCGUACGAGACUAUCCAGGAGCGGCUUUCUCCUUCCACGACGGUAUUCCUGGGUGAUUUAUUCGACGGCGGACGGGAAUGGACACACGAGCAGAGCUCGCUCUACGCUCAGGAUCACCGGUUGCACGAGGACUUGAUCCCCAUUACUGAAGACCCCCGGGGAGCAAAGGAUUGGAAGGAUUACGAUGACAGCUACUGGAUGGGCGAGUACAGGCGGUUUUUGAAGAUUUUCCCGAGCUGGCCCUACCGAAGGACUGUCAAAACAUUACCAGGGAACCACGACUUUGGUAUGGGAAACGGUAUCCGAGAGGGGGUGAAGGAUAGGUUCAGAACAUACUUUGGCGAGACAAGUGGGGUAUUGGAAGCAGGCAAUCACACCAUCGUACUAGUUGAUUCUGUCUCUUUAUCAAACGAUAACAAUCCAAAGAUCUACCUGCCAGCGCGAGACUUCCUCGACAGCCUCCCAGAUCUCUUAACAACCGCGCCGUCACAAGCCCUCCUCCCGCACGUCAUCGAAGAAGCGGCAAAUCCUCUACCCUCAUCCCCGGAACCAGACUCCAUCCCUCAAAACCCUACAAUCCUCCUGACCCAUGUCCCCUUGUAUCGCCCCGCCAACACUCCCUGUGGCCCGCACCGGGAAUCUAAAGACCCAAUCCUCAUUCACGCCGGUUAUCAAUACCAAAACGUCCUCCAACCGGCGCUUUCCUCGGAAAUCCUGCAGAAGACGAACGCCAAGUACGUCUUCUCCGGGGACGACCACGAUUACUGCGAAGUCGAGCACGCUGGGAACAUCAAGGAGGUUACUGUCAAGAGUUUCUCCUGGGCGAUGGGCGUGCGGAGGCCGGGGUUCUAUAUGGUCAGCUUGUACACUGGAAAUGCGUCGCCGGAUACGGAGAGUGUUCAAGGGAGACUUUGUCUGCUCCCGGAUCAGUGGGGGGUAUUUAAUGCUUACAUUUUCAUGCUCCUGGUCACGGUUCUUGCUGGCGUGUUUGAUUUCCGGAGGAGCAGAAGGGUUGCAUCGAACCGUAGGGGGAACGUGUUACCGAUGUCAAAAGGAUUUGGAGAUACCUUGAACGCGUACGGGCAGUCAAACCUGAAAAAUAAUGACUGGUGCGAUGACGAAGACGGUGAUUUCAAGUACUCCAAGAGAAAACAGUAUUCUGCCGGGUGGAAAGCGUGGGUGGCAUACGUCGUUUGGGAGGUCUUGUCGGUCGCUGUGGUGGUGUUUGUAUGGUAUGCAUGGUUGAUCUGGCGCUGGUGAGUGGCCUGCUGCACGGAAUAAGUGAAAGCGGAUAGUUCUUCCAGAGUAAGUAGAGUUCGUAGGGUAGCGGGUGGGAGACGUACGAUUGGUUUUUGGCUGGAUCGGAAUACGAUGGGUCUCAAUUAUUUCGGUUAUAGUCUUCUACACAUUUAUUUAUUAGGAUUCUGGCUUUGACAAGGGUUUUCUUAUUUCCUGUGUCGAGUGAUCUUUUGUGAUCGGGUGUUGUUGGGGUUCGAUUCUAUACUUGUGCUCGACCGGAGCAGGAACUAUUAUUGGCGAGGAGUGGGGUCUGCAUGGCUGUGCCGAGAGCGGCGAUAGUGAUAGUAGCGAUAAUAUAGGCGCUAGUCCCAAAAUAUAUUUCCGUUACUUACG
This is a messenger RNA of Tuber aestivum (summer truffle), 6499 nucleotides long. The record is from the annotation of a GenBank genome assembly. Lineage: Eukaryota; Fungi; Ascomycota; Pezizomycetes; Pezizales; Tuberaceae.